Messenger RNA from Delphinapterus leucas (beluga whale), 2420 nucleotides. The record is from RefSeq and is a predicted model, not a curated record. Lineage: Eukaryota; Metazoa; Chordata; Mammalia; Artiodactyla; Monodontidae.
CAUAUCUCUUUCCUCUUGCUGUCGAGAGUUUUGUAUCAAUGAGCGAAGGCUUCUGAGCCCUGAAACAUUCCAGUGUUGGUUGUUAUUGCCGGAUAAAUCGGGAAUUAAACACGGACGUGUGCCUCACCGAAUGAGGUUCUGGUGAAAUACAGUUCUUAAACUUUGUGUCGAGCAAAACUAUUGUUGAACAAGUAAAAUUCAAGGUUCUAGUUUGACCGGUUCCCACCCCCAGCCUAAUCUGGGUGCUAGCCAGACCCAGCGCUGAUCGCUGAGUCAAAGCGGUAACCUGAGCUGUCAGGAUUCUCCGUGGAGCGGAACACUAAUGGAAAUGCCACAGAACCGCGGGGCAAGUAAGAAAGUGUGAACUUAGGAACCCCACUGCAUUUAGGGAAGGGAUACAUUAGCUUGUGCGCUUUGAAAUCUUCUGACUUGUUUUCAUCCCAAAAACAGCCAUUGCAUUUUCCAGGAAUUAAGUUAAAUCUUGGAACUCCAUGGUGCAAAGGGAGGAGCAGAACAUUUUAAUCUGAACCUUCUUGCAGUCCAGUUUGUUUUACAGUAUCAGUAAUGAUACUGAUUAUUAGAAACAAUGGUCUUUGUAAGCAAACACAAAUCUGCCAUGAGCUAGACAGUGAGAGUGUGCCCGUGUACCUAGUUGUUGCUGCAUCUCCCCUCCCUGUCUGCAGGUGACUCCAGACCCGGGAGGAUGAGCAGUGGUCCCCGGAGGAUUGCUUCCUCCUGGCUGACGGAUGGAGGGAAGCAGCUCCUGCAAGGCUGCCUGUGGGGCUGCUGAUCCGGAGAGCGGCACUGGGCAGGCUAGGAGCAAGCCUGCAUCCCCCUCCAGGGAGGCUCACGAGGGUGUCAAGGGGGUCAUCCUCUCUUCAUCAAUUUUAGACUUGAGUCAAAGUGGUCUUCACCAUUUAGGAGAGAUCUUCAAAGUUCUCAACCUCAGAGAUCUGCGGCUCCAGCGAAACGCCCUCUGCACGAUUCCUAAAAGCUUCUUUCAGUGGCUGCCAAACCUCACCUGGCUGGACCUCCGCUCUAAUAGGAUCACAGCGCUUCCUUCUGGGAUCGGCUGUCACAAGCAUUUGAAAACUUUGCUUUUAGAAAGAAAUCCUAUCAAAAUGUUACCUGUGGAGCUGGUUAAAAAGAUGAGCGUAAGUGAGGUGCCACCUCCCCUGUUGGAUUUAUCCGAAGAGCGUGUGCCCAACAAAGAAACCAUUCAUUCUCAGGAGGCAAAGGGAACCAUGUUAACAGAAAAGGCAGGCUUUUUCCCACCUGUGGAAAAACUAGACCUGCGUGAGUGCAGAAGGUCCGCCGAACCUCCGGAGGACUGGCCGAGCGAGGAGGAGAUCCGGCGCUUUUGGAAGCUGAGGCAGGAGAUCGUGGAGAACCAGCAAGCGGAGGUUCUGGAGCGCCAGCGCCUGCCAGCGGAGCUGCCCCCAGCCCUCACGGCGGUGCUGAGCGACAAGGAGAAGCGGCGACCCCGCCCGAGACCCGUCUUCAGGACGAGGACGCCCUCCUUCAAGAGUGUCCUGCCCGAGCUGGCCCCAUGGCAGCAGACCCAGGGCCGCACCAGCCUGCCGGAAGAGAGUAUCAGCCCAGAUGGAGCAGCGCAGGAGCCCCACCAACUGCCUGUCUCCACCACGCUCUGGGCCCGCGAGGCUGGCUGGCGUGGACGGCGCCCUCCACCUUCUGGUUGUGUCCGGCCAGGGGGGGCUCCGGCGGGAGGUCAGAGAGAAGCGGGGAGGGAGGCAGGGUCCCUCUGCCCCGCCCACCACUCCCGCUGCUGGGUGCCGGCAGCCCCUCCGUCCCUCACCCCAGGGUCCCGGGGUGGCUGCCGCCCGUCAUCCUACGAGUCCUCUGGGCGUUGCCGUGGGCGGUUCGCGGUGCAGCGGGCGAGACGCAGCCAACAGCACAGUGACACUGUGGGUGACGGGGCUGGAGAGACAGGGCUCACGGUCUUAGACAGGCGAGCACUGCAGGAGUGGAGGGUACUGGCCCAGAGGAUGCAGAGGAGGAGGGAGGGGGUCAGCCACCUCCCGACCCCACGGAGGAACCUGGUGGCGUCCAAGAUUCCCUUUGCCACUGACCUGAUAGGUAAUGAGAAAAUACCGAUGCAUUCGCCUGGGAAACUGAAACAAAGCAAAGAGAAAUCAUUGCAAGCAAGUCAGGAAAUGAGUGCCUUCCGAGAGGAGAACUUAGAGGAAAAGCGGAAACAGCACAGCCAGCAACUGCAGGGACGAAGAAGCAGGUUCCGAGGGUCGGCACCUCUCGAGGAGGUGGGGAGGGCCACGCAGGACUUGGAAAUUGCCAGGAGGCUGCAGGAUGAAGUAAUGAAACUAGAACUGAGGUCGACCUUGCACAGAAGCCAUCAAUGUACAGCUCACGGAAGCCUUUCGCUUGGCCCAACUUUGUUGUAG